Musa acuminata AAA Group (dessert banana) is the source of this 511-nucleotide messenger RNA. RefSeq names its product protein transport protein Sec61 subunit beta-like. NCBI's taxonomy places the organism in Eukaryota, Viridiplantae, Streptophyta, Magnoliopsida, Zingiberales, Musaceae. The transcript is spliced from 2 exons. The record is from RefSeq and is a predicted model, not a curated record. Gene Ontology annotation, molecular function: guanyl-nucleotide exchange factor activity. Bases 160 to 399 code for a protein of 79 amino acids. Gene Ontology annotation, biological process: post-translational protein targeting to membrane, translocation; SRP-dependent cotranslational protein targeting to membrane, translocation. Gene Ontology annotation, cellular component: endoplasmic reticulum membrane; Sec61 translocon complex.
GCUACGUGUAACGUAUUAUUUGCCUACACGGGAUGCACGUCCUCUUGUUUAGAGCCAGCAGAGUAGGAACCGAGUUGCGCCGCCUCCCGUCUUGUGGAUCCUGCAGAGGAAUCGAGUCGCGCCUCGCCGAGCAGUUCUCCUUCAGAUAUCCGAGUAAAGAUGGUGGCUAAUGGCGAAGCACCAGCUAGGGGCAGCGCGGCAGCAGCUGCAAGCAUACGGAGGAGGAGGACGGGUGGUGCAGCUGCAGCUGCAGGUGCCAAUACGAUGCUCCAGUUCUACACAGAUGAGACAGCCGGCCGCAAAAUGUCACCCAACACCGUCCUCAUCAUGAGCAUUGGGUUUAUUGCUAUCGUUGCUGUCUUACAUGUCUUUGGCAAGCUAUAUCGUGUUCCCAACUAGUCAAAGAAUAUCCCAAGUUUUGUAAUUUCCUCAACUUUGACCAAUUUAAACAUAUCGGAAAGCUCCGACCGACCGUGGAAAUGCAAUAAUCAAAUAGCAUCCGUUUAUUCAA